Messenger RNA from Sitophilus oryzae (rice weevil), 883 nucleotides. RefSeq names its product facilitated trehalose transporter Tret1-2 homolog. Gene Ontology annotation, biological process: transmembrane transport. Lineage: Eukaryota; Metazoa; Arthropoda; Insecta; Coleoptera; Curculionidae. Bases 30 to 725 code for a protein of 231 amino acids. Gene Ontology annotation, molecular function: transmembrane transporter activity. The record is from RefSeq and is a predicted model, not a curated record. The transcript is spliced from 2 exons. Gene Ontology annotation, cellular component: membrane.
CAACAAUUCACCAAAAAGUCAAACUCCGGAUGAAAAAAAGUUUCUUUAAACCAUUCUUCUUAGUCAUCACCUAUUUCUUCUUCCAGCAAUUCACAGGAAUUUUCGUUAUAAUGUUCUAUGCAAUCGAUAUAGUUCAGGGAGCUAAAGUAGAGCUAGAUGCUUACAUAACGAUAGUUUUGAUAGCUACAGUCCGACUGGUAGCUAUGUUAUUGCUGAGUUACUCCAGCAAGUAUUACGGUAGAAGACCGCUCAGUAUUGUAUCAGGGACAGGAAUGUCAGUCUGUAUGCUGACACUGGGUAGUUAUAUUUUAUGUAUCAAACAAGGACUAAUCAGUGAAGAGUUGGAGAAAAAACUGACUCUGAUUCCUCUGUCUUUAUUGAUACUGUAUUUCUUUAUAAGUACCAUGGGAUUCUACCCUAUACCUUUUGCAUUAUCUUCUGAAGUAUAUCCCGGAAAUAUAAGAGGUACUGCCGCGGGUUUUGGUGCGGGCUGUAACUUUCUGUUUUUUAUAACGGUGAAAUUGUACCCUACUAUGAUGGAAAGUACGAACGCCUACGGAGUGUUUUUCUUUUACGGAGGUAUGGCCGUAGUUGGAACUAUAUUUGUAAUCAUUUUUUUGCCAGAGACCCGAGGUAAAACUCUGGAGGAAAUCCAGGAAUACUUUGUGAAGAAGGAGAGUAUUAAAGAAGAACACGAAAAAAUUGUAGAAAAAAAUGCAGUAUAGAAUAAUAAAAUUUAUUACGGUUUAGUAAAAUGAUCGGUCAAUUUUAAGACAUUCAGUGAUAUUUUUAUUAUUUUCUUUUAUAUUUACUUCUUUUGCGGCUGAUUAACUAAGUAUUUUAUGUACAGGGUGGUUUAUUAUGCAGAUAAGAAUAAGUAAAA